This is a messenger RNA of Oncorhynchus mykiss (rainbow trout), 3767 nucleotides long. RefSeq names its product BMP/retinoic acid-inducible neural-specific protein 3. Gene Ontology annotation, cellular component: cytoplasm; neuronal cell body; dendrite. The record is from RefSeq and is a predicted model, not a curated record. Gene Ontology annotation, biological process: cellular response to retinoic acid; negative regulation of mitotic cell cycle; positive regulation of neuron differentiation. Lineage: Eukaryota; Metazoa; Chordata; Actinopteri; Salmoniformes; Salmonidae.
GCUCGAGAGCAAACCAGCGAAUAUCAUUCUGAUACAUGCCACCACACUGACUGGAGUACAAGAGAGCAUCGCACUCGAGUGCGCAGUGCUCCAAGUGCGUCUCAGUUAGAAAAGAGGAAUUUUUUGGCGUUGAGAGGAAAGCAAGCACCUAUUUAUGCAUUGUGUUUUUUCUUCUGAGGAACAUCAUAAACAACUUAUUUUCCCUCGGAAAAAAACAACAGAAAAUUCACCUGGAAGGUGGCAAUUGAUUUUCCUCCAGCUGAAUGAGCAGCGCGCCCUUGUUCGUCUCUGUCCGGUGCGCUGUUGCCUUCUCCUUCCUUUGGAUUUUACAUAAUCGAGUGUAGCCGACCCACUGGAGGUAUGAUGCGGUAAAAGGGAGCUCCAGCCAUUCAGGUGGAUGUCGCUCAGUCACUAUUUUUUUACUUCCCGUGGCCGUGAUUUAUAGCGUAUGAUCGUCUGACCCGGUAAACGGAGGUUUAUCCAGUUGGGUCUCGAUCCCAUGCGAGUUCUCUCAUGCAUUGGGCUGAUCACAACUUUGCGGUCCACUCAGAAGAUCCGCUGGGGCGAAAUUGUAACAAUAACUUCACCGAUAAGCUUUGUACCACACCGUUCGCAGAAUCAGGACAAGGGGAGAGAAGUUUGGGGAGAAUGAGGAGUCGUCGGGUGCGGGGGAAGCAUGAGCGGCUGGUGUAUCACUGUUAGACGGGUGGCUCUGAUGGUUCUAUGGGAGUGUACAGUUCUAAGCCUCCUACAGUGCUGGGUGGUAGGGUCGGCAGCCAGCAGGGCCGGGGCAGGAGCUGGGGCGUCUGCAGAGGCAGGGGGCUCCAGCGACGCCACGGGGCCCUUCGCCUGGCUCCUGUCUGACAAAGGGCCCUUUCAUCACUCCCAGGAGUUUUCUGACUUUACGGAGCGCUACCAGCAAGGAUUCACCACCAAGUACAAGAUAUACAGGGAGUUUGGCCGCUGGAAAGUGAACAGCCUGGCUCUAGAGAGACAGGACAACAAUGGUCUGGCCCUGCCCCUGGACCCAGAGUUCCUCCAGACCAUCAGGCACCUGGGCAGACGGCCCAGCCUCAGCUCCAUUACAGACAGCAUCAUCAGGAAGUACGGAACACACUUCCUGCUCUCAGCCACCCUGGGGGGGGAGGAGUCAUUAAUGAUCUUUGUGGACAAGCGGAGGUUGAGUAGAACGGUGGAGACGAGAGAGGCCAACGGUACAGCCGUGACUCUAGAGGCCCUGCACCAACUGGCUGCCUCUUACUUCAUCGACAGAGAGAGCACGCUGCGCAAGCUGCACCACAUCCAGAUAGCAUCCACAGCCAUUAAGGUGACCGAAACCAGGACGGGCCCUCUUGGAUGCAGUAACUAUGACAACCUGGACUCAGUCAGCUCUGUUCUGGUUCAGAGCCCUGAAAACAAGAUUAAUCUGCAAGGUCUCCAGGCCAUCCUACCAGAGUACCUGAGGGUCAGGUUCGUCCAGGCUGCUCUGAGCUACAUCGGCUGUAACGUGGAGGGUCAGUUUGUGUGCCGAGACAAUGACUGUUGGUGCCGCUGCAGCCCAGGCUUCCCCCAGUGUAAUUGCCCCGAAGUGGACCUGAGGGCCAUGGAGGCCAGCCUACUGCACAUCAGAGACACCUGGAACAUGGCCAACCAGGACUUUGAAGAGUCGGAGGAGUUCCAGAACUUUUUGCGGAGACUCCCGAUGUUCUACGCCCUCAACACAUCUGCCAUCCAGUACUUCUGGAAGAUGGAGCCGGCCAUCCACCAACGCUACAGACAGCUGGAGCUCAGCAGCAGACAGCUCAUUGCCAAAUCCCGACGAAUCGUCAACAAACUCUUCACCCUCAGCAAGAGGUGUCGGACACAGCCGAAAGUCAUUGUGCUGAGAGAGAGGUCCUUCACCUACUGGCUGAACUUUAUCUUGUCCAUCAUGUACUGCAGUGAGAACAACCACAUAGGUUCAUACCUGGAGGAGACAAGGAGCUGCUCUUGCCCUUAUGAACACCCGUCCUGCCAGGGUGUCAUACCCUGCACCAUGGGCGAGGGCUCCUUCUGCGCCUCCUGCUCCUACGACAACCGCUCCCGCUGUGCCACAUGCAAUCCUGGGUACAUGCUCAGCCAGGGGGUCUGCCGCAAUGAGGUGCCGGACUCCACAGACCACUACAUCGGCUUUGAGAUGGACCUGCAGGACCUGGAGCUGAGAUACCUGCUACAGAAGAAAGACAGCCGUAUUGGCAUCCAUGGGCUCUUCGUCAGCAAUGAUGUCCGGCUCAACAACUGGUUUGACCCAUCGUGGAGAAAGAGGAUGCUGCUGACACUGAAGAGCAACAAGUACAAGUCCAACCACGUCCACAUGCUCCUCGGGAUGACCCUGCAGAUCUGCCUUACUAAGAACAGCACCCUGGAGCCAGUGCUGUCUGUCUACAUCAACCCCUUCGGGGGCAGUCACUCUGAGAGCUGGAUCAUGCCUAUACACCAGAACAGCUACCCCGACUGGGAAAGGACUAAACUAGACAUUCCCCUGGACUGUUACAACUGGACGUUGACUUUGGGCAACAAGUGGAAAACAUUUUUUGAAACUGUCCACUUCUACUUGCGGAGCCGGAUCAGUGCUCCGUUGCCCCAAGGGAACGGCUCAGUCUACUACGAACCUUUAGAGUUCCUGGAGCCUGGUAAGAACCUGGGCUACAUGAAAAUAAACAGCAUCCAGGUGUUUGGCUACAGUAUGCACUUUGACCCGGAAGCAAUCCAGGACCUGAUUCUGCAGCUGGACUACCCGUACACUCAGGGAUCGCAGGACUCAGCCCUGCUGCAGUUGCUAGAGAUCAGGGACCGGGUCAACAGACUGUCCCCUCCUGGACCUCAGCUCCUGGACCUCUUUUCCUGCCUGCUGCGCCACCGCCUGAAAUUAUCCACCACAGAUGUUGUCCGAAUACAGGCAGCGUUGCAGAUUUUUUCUGCCAAACAGCCGAACUCCAUGGAAUACGAAACAACCAAAUUAUGUAGCUAAUAAGGGGCCGGAGUCCAACUACACAGAUGCUUGUGCUGCUAUUACACUGACUUGAUUACAGUUAAGAGCAAUUUUGUAAGGCACCGAGGGACAUUUCUUUGUUUUUAUGAUGUUGAGCGCUGUUUAUUGGGAUUCGUGUAAAAUUAUAUAUUUCUGGAAAGUGUGUGUCAUACAAACACAAGGGGGCUUCACCAUGCCCACUUUGCCUUUUUAAAUGAUGAGAAAUUAGAAACAGAGUUGAUUUCUGACCGUGAUGGAUAUAAAAGAUGUAUCAUCACUGAUAUGUUUCCCAUAAAUUGCACAGAUCUCAAUAAUCUGUUAAAAUGUGAAGCUUUUGCUGAUAAUUAAGUGUUAUCUCAAGUGUGUUUGGUUUGACACCAGCAUGGCUUUACUUAGGUCUUUCACUUUGUUAUUGAACACACCAUUUUUUAUUAUCAUACUCUUCUGUUUAAUCCCACUACACCCCAUGUGUCCAGAGCUAAAUGAGAUGCUAAGGAAAUCAAAUGUUCCUUGUUUGUCAUCAGUUUAAAUUCCCACACAGGCUUUUCUAUUUCACAUAUUUGUAAAAUUAGAGUUAUACAAUACUUCAGACAUGCAGAGAUAAAACACCAUACACGCAAUGGCUAGUAUGUUUAUGUUACUUUUAUUUUUUAUAAUGCAGUCGUUUGUGAACAGUUAUGAAACAAUGUCUAUAUGAUGUAUGAAAACAUUCUGAAUUUGCUAAUUCACUAAAUAAAAGUCAUUUUUAUGUGCCAUC